Pseudo-nitzschia multistriata is the source of this 1416-nucleotide messenger RNA. The record is from the annotation of a GenBank genome assembly. Lineage: Eukaryota; Bacillariophyta; Bacillariophyceae; Bacillariales; Bacillariaceae.
CGGUGCUUUUCCUCUCGCAUUUCUUCUCAUAACAAAUGAUUUCUCCGUUCUACAAAGCCAAGCAGUGAUACGACAGCUAUCAUUGAUUUUUUCACACACCACAAUACAGUAUAGUUUUGGAGUACUACAUAACUUUAUUCAGCAGCGGUUGCCGAUAAAUCGUUGCUCCAAAGCAAGACCAGAAAGCUACAACAGAAGAAUACAAAACAUACCGAUGGCGAUGGCGACUCGUGCAAUUCCCUCGUUUCAAACCAAGAGCAGACGAAACCUCUUUGCAAAUGAGGGCCUCGACAACGAAGAGCCUCUCGAGGUGAAAGACUCUAACGAACCCACCAUUGGCAGUGAAUUUCCCGAGGAAGAAGACCCAGCAGUGAACGAGAACGAGAACGAUGACAAGGUGAACGAUACAGUUGUUCUCUCUUCCGAGAACGACGGCACAAAUACUUGCGGCCAGGCACUGACACUGAAGAUCAAAACGUCCCCGUCGAAAUCCAUCAGCUCCAAAACGUCACCCAGAAAAAAGAAGACUCCCAGUCCACGCAGUCCCAGUGGGAGUAUUUUUUCGUGGCUGUUUGGUGGUUUUUCCGGAGGCAGCAAGAAACGACGACCGCCGAUGAAGGCAAAGGGGAUAUAUUACGACAGCACGACCUGCGAUGUCAGAAAAGAGAGCKAYCGCACUCUUGCGAUUGGGGAAAACGGGGAAGCCGAAUACGUUCCAGACUGGAUUGCRAGCAAUCUAGAAGGACACCAGCGCAACGUUCCCGUUCUCGUCCGACGACCGGAAUACGAUUGCUACAACGAGGUAGACGACAAGAAGCUUCUUAAGAAGGUCAUGAUCAAGGCCAGGAAGCUCCCGCAGGAACCCGGAAAGUAUGCCAGCAACCACAUCAUGGUCAACGCGGCACGAACCAUCCGGAACGUCCCACCCCUGCGUAGAGAGCGAUAUAUGGAUCAGAUUGCGAGGGAGCAGGCCAAGAUGAUGGCGGAGGAGCGAAACCUCUUUCACAUCGAGACACCGAGAGACCUCGAGCGGCGACUGAAAGAAAUGGACAUGGAUUCCAACGAGCUUCCCGUAUUUACGCGCAUGGGAAUCAACAUUGGAAAAGGAAAGACCAUUGCAGAGAUCCACAGGUUUAUGAUGGCGGCCCUGGCGGAGCGAAACAACAUACAAGACAAGAGAUUYUCGCGAAUGGGAAUGGGGACCCACCACGACAAGUACGGCGUGCUCUAUAUGUGCCAGAUUUAUGGAGGAUAAUCAGAACCGUUGAGAGCAGAAGGUUCCUAGCUGCGAGCUACGAUUUUAUACAAAAGCUGGUGAAACUUCUCUGUCGCCAAAUGUCUCUCUCCCUCUCUUAUUUGCCAAUGUGUAGAAGUACUUGUAGAACCUAUUUAAAGCAACAAAUGCUAAAAUUGCAG